Camelina sativa (false flax) is the source of this 1877-nucleotide messenger RNA. The record is from RefSeq and is a predicted model, not a curated record. NCBI's taxonomy places the organism in Eukaryota, Viridiplantae, Streptophyta, Magnoliopsida, Brassicales, Brassicaceae.
CUCCAUCGAGAAUGCUGAGAAAGAAAAAAGAAGAUGAAGAGAGCUUAGACGAUAGGUUCAAGCUCAGAAAUGGAAAGGAGGUUUUUGAGGAGAAGGCAUACCUAGUGGGCGUGGAAAGAAAGGGAGAUGGAGAAUGUUUGUUUGAGAUAGAGGAAUCUCUUGAGGAACUAGAACAGCUCGCUGAUACAGCUGGCCUUGCGGUCGUUGGUUCUACUUAUCAAAAGCUUGCUUCCCCCAAUCCUAGAACGUACAUUGGAUCAGGAAAGGUCGCUGAGAUCAAAACUGCAAUCAAUGCAUUGGACGCUGAGACCGUUAUAUUCGACGAUGAGCUUUCACCAGGACAAUUGCGCAACCUGGAAAAGGCCUUUGGUGGGGAAGUUCGCGUUUGUGACCGCACCGCCCUUAUCUUGGACAUUUUUAAUCAAAGGGCCGCAACUCAUGAAGCAGCCUUGCAGGUUGCUCUUGCACAAAUGGAAUACCAAUUGCCACGAUUAACUAGAAUGUGGACUCACCUUGAGCGUCAAUCUGGUGGCCAAGUUAAGGGCAUGGGAGAAAAACAAAUUGAAGUUGAUAAACGUAUCUUGCGUACUCAAAUUGGAGUUCUCAAAAAGGAGUUGGAAUCUGUUAGAAAACAUCGAAAGCAGUAUAGAAGCCGACGUGUUGCUAUACCUGUGCCUGUUGUAUCUUUGGUUGGUUAUACAAACGCUGGAAAGAGUACACUUUUGAACCAAUUGACUGGUGCUAAUGUUCUCGCUGAAAAUCGUUUGUUUGCGACUCUUGAUCCAACUACAAGAAGGGUUCAGAUGCACAACGGAAAGGAGUUUCUUCUCACAGAUACCGUUGGUUUUAUCCAAAAGUUACCAACCACCCUGGUUGCUGCUUUCAGAGCAACACUCGAAGAAAUAUCAGAGUCAAGCCUUUUGGUGCAUGUUGUUGACAUCAGCCACCCACUGGCACAGCAACAAAUAGAAGCUGUGGAAAAGGUUAUGUCUGAACUCGAUGUUGUAUCAAUCCCAAAACUGGUUGUGUGGAAUAAGGUUGAUAGAGUGGAUGAUCCUCAAAAGGUCAAGCUGGAAGCAGAGGAAAGUGGGGAUACUAUUUGUAUAUCUGCUCUGACAGGAGAAGGACUAGACGNAGAGGAAUCUCUUGAGGAACUAGAACAGCUCGCUGAUACAGCUGGCCUUGCGGUCGUUGGUUCUACUUAUCAAAAGCUUGCUUCCCCCAAUCCUAGAACGUACAUUGGAUCAGGAAAGGUCGCUGAGAUCAAAACUGCAAUCAAUGCAUUGGACGCUGAGACCGUUAUAUUCGACGAUGAGCUUUCACCAGGACAAUUGCGCAACCUGGAAAAGGCCUUUGGUGGGGAAGUUCGCGUUUGUGACCGCACCGCCCUUAUCUUGGACAUUUUUAAUCAAAGGGCCGCAACUCAUGAAGCAGCCUUGCAGGUUGCUCUUGCACAAAUGGAAUACCAAUUGCCACGAUUAACUAGAAUGUGGACUCACCUUGAGCGUCAAUCUGGUGGCCAAGUUAAGGGCAUGGGAGAAAAACAAAUUGAAGUUGAUAAACGUAUCUUGCGUACUCAAAUUGGAGUUCUCAAAAAGGAGUUGGAAUCUGUUAGAAAACAUCGAAAGCAGUAUAGAAGCCGACGUGUUGCUAUACCUGUGCCUGUUGUAUCUUUGGUUGGUUAUACAAACGCUGGAAAGAGUACACUUUUGAACCAAUUGACUGGUGCUAAUGUUCUCGCUGAAAAUCGUUUGUUUGCGACUCUUGAUCCAACUACAAGAAGGGUUCAGGUCAGUGAAAUUUGUUGGAAGAGUAGAUCCACAGUUCCUACCUUCUUAUAUGCUACUUUAAAUAAUACAUAUGCCCACAUUACCUAA